ACGCGAUCGAGCAAAGGUUUUCUUCUUGCUGGAUGGGAAAUGCCAAGAGUUCAAGGUUGCAUUCUUCCAUUUUAGAAAGUUCAAAAUCCAUUACAACACUCGUCAGCCACGAACAAAAGAGAAUUGAGCCAUCAUUCUGUGACAAGAUCAUCUACGCGAUCGAGCAAAGGUUUUCUUGCUGGAUGGGAUAUGCCAAGAAUUCAAGGUUGCAUUCUUCCAUUUUAUAGAAAGUUCAAAAUCCAUCAUCAGCGACGAACAAAAGGAAUCGCCAAGAUGAACACGAACGUGGCAUUCGUUCCCCUUGCGUGCCCACUGGCAGUCGACACAGGCCAGGCACAACACGUGUUCGGACCAACUAUAUAUCCUUAUAUGGAUACAUGACUCUCGUAAUCACAACGCGGUCCGAAUUCCCCGUUUAUCCUCUGCCUUGAAAUGCCCGUUCUAGCGGAUUGGAAGGACGGGUUUAUGACGACAGCAAAAAAAAGCCAAGACAUGGACGGGAGUAUAAAGUGAGGAGGUCUUCCUGCUUGUUCCUUUUGUAAGACCAUCAUCUCAUUUCCCGUACCUUCUUUCAAUAACAAGAAAACUUUCAACAUGGUCUCGUUGCGAGACAUCGACCUAAUGGGGACGAUCGUCUUGACGACCAUCCCCCUACUUGCCAUUUACACUGUCUUUUGCGUGCCUUUGACAUGGAAGACUGCCGUUUGGUCCAUCGUGUACUAUUUCACGACUGGGUUCGGUAUAACUGCCGGGUACCACCGAUAUUGGUCCCACAGAUCGUAUGAUGCGGCAAAACCUUACCAGUUGUUUAUGGCUCUUGCUGGGGCAGGUGCUGCUGAAGGCUCUAUCAAGUGGUGGAGCAGGCACCAUCGUGCCCAUCACAGAUGGACAGACACAGACAGAGAUCCGUAUUCGGCCCACAAGGGAUUCUGGCAUUCGCAUAUACUAUGGAUGAUGAUCAAGGAAAACCCCAAAAAGAGGGGACUGGUGGAUAUCAAUGAUUUGAACAAGGAUCCCAUUGUCAUGUGGCAGCACAAGAACUUCAUUCCUGUCAUGCUGUUCAUGGCAUUUGUCUUCCCAACCCUGGUUGCUGGUAUCGGCUGGGGAGACUGGAUGGGCGGCUACUUUUGGGCUGGUAUCACCCGACUAUUGUUUGUUCACCACGCAACCUUUUGCGUAAACUCUCUUGCUCACUGGCUGGGCGAAACCUCGUUCGACGAUCGCUUCACCCCUCGCGACCACUUUAUCACUGCGCUCAUCACCAUGGGAGAGGGCUACCACAAUUUCCACCACGAGUUCCCUUCUGAUUUCCGUAACGCCAUCUUCUUUUGGCAAUACGACCCAACGAAAUGGUUGAUCUGGUUCUGCUCUCUUUUUGGCCUUACGUACAACCUCCAUGUCUUCCCCGAAAACGAGGUCCAAAAAGGUCGAUUGCAAAUGCAAGAAAAGAAAAUUGCCCAAUUGAAGGCAAAACUCAAAUGGGGUCCUCCUCUGGAAACCCUCCCCGAAUACAGUUUUGACGAGUUCCGAUCCCUAGUCAAAGACCAAGGAAAGCAGCUUUUGAUUAUCGAAGGUACCAUCUAUGAUGUUGAAAACUUUAUUGAUCAUCAUCCCGGUGGACGCAUGUUCCUGAAAGCCGGAUUGGGACGAGACAUGACAAAUUCCUUCAAUGGUGGAGUCUAUGAUCACCACAACGCGGCGAGGAACUUAUUGUCAGGGUUGAGAUUUGGAAGGUUGCAGGGGCAGGUACCUGAGACUUAUAAAGCAAAAGAUGAGUGAAAUGAUCCCAUGAUCGUGUACAUUAGUGGGCUGGGGUUAAUAGGUUGCCGGUAAUGAACGAUAUGUAGCCCAUGCAGUAUAUUUUUUGUUUAGCACGUUAUUUGCAUUCCAAUAUAAUUUUGUCAAACUUUG
Molecule: messenger RNA, 1911 nt
Organism: Spizellomyces punctatus DAOM BR117
Lineage: Eukaryota; Fungi; Chytridiomycota; Chytridiomycetes; Spizellomycetales; Spizellomycetaceae
Product: stearoyl-CoA 9-desaturase
Exons: 4
Coding region: 595-1779 (394 amino acids)
Biological process (GO): unsaturated fatty acid biosynthetic process
Cellular component (GO): endoplasmic reticulum membrane
Molecular function (GO): stearoyl-CoA 9-desaturase activity; heme binding; iron ion binding
Source: RefSeq, a predicted model, not a curated record